AUGCUUCGUGUGAACACGUGCCUCGGUGUGAACACAUGCCUCGGUGUGAACACGUGCCUCGGUGUGAACACGUGCCUCGGUGUGAACACGUGCCUCGGUGUGAACACGUGCCUCGGUGUGAACACAUGCCUGGGUGAGAACACCUGCCUCGGUGUGAACACAUGCCUCGGUGUGAACACGUGCCUCGGUGUGAACACAUGCCUGGGUGAGAACACCUGCCUCGGUGUGAACACAUGCCUCGGUGUGAACACGUGCCUCGGUGUGAACACAUGCCUGGGUGAGAACACCUGCCUCGGUGUGAACACAUGCCUGGGUGUGAACACAUGCCUCGGUGUGAACACAUGCCUCGGUGUGAACACAUGCCUGGGUGAGAACCCCUGCCUCGGUGUGAACACAUGCCUGGGUGUGAACACAUGCCUGGGUGUGAACACAUGUCUCGUUGUGAACACGUGCCUCGGUGUGAACACAUGCCUCGGUGUGAACACGUGCCUUAGUGUGAACACCUGCCUGGGUGUGAACACGUGCCUCGGUGAGAACAUCUGCCUGGGUGUGAAUACGUGCCUGGGUGUGAACACGUGCCUGGGUGUGAACACGUGCCUGGGUGUGAACACGUGCCUCUGUGUGAACAUGUGCCUGGGUGUGAACAUGUGCCUUGGUGUGAACACAUGCCUCGGUGUGAACACGUGCCUCAGUGCGAACACCUGCCUGGCUGAGAACACGUGCCUCAGUAAGAACAUCUGCCUCGGUGUGAACACAUUCCUGGGUGUGAACCCAUACCUGGGUGUGAACAAAUGCCUCGGUGUGAACACAUGCCUCUGUGUGAACACGUGCCUCAGUGUGAACACGUGCCUGGGUGUGAACACGUGCCUGGGUGUGAACACUGUGAAAACGUGCCUCGGUGUGAACACAUGCCUUGGUGUGAACACGUGCCUCGGUGUGAACACGUGCCUCGGUGUGAACACAUGCCUGGGUGAGAACACCUGCCUGGGUGUGAACACAUGCCUGGGUGUGAACACAUGUCUCGUUGUGAACACGUGCCUCGGUGUGAACACAUGCCUCGGUGUGAACACGUGCCUCGGUGAGAACAUCUGCCUCGGUGUGAAUACGUGCCUGGGUGUGAACACGUGCCUGGGUGUGAACACGUGCCUCGGUGUGAACACGUGCCUGGGUGUGAACACGUGCCUGGGUGUGAACACAUGCCUGGGUGUGAACACCUGCCUCGGUGUGAACACAUGCCUGGGUGUGAACACAUGCCUGGGUGUGAACACAUGUCUCGUUGUGAACACGUGCCUCGGUGUGAACACAUGCCUCGGUGUGAACACGUGCCUUAGUGUGAACACGUGCCUUAGUGUGAACACCUGCCUGGGUGUGAACACGUGCCUCGGUGAGAACAUCUGCCUCGGUGUGAAUACGUGCCUGGGUGUGAACACGUGCCUGGGUGUGAACACGUGCCUCGGUGUGAACACGUGCCUGGGUGUGAACACGUGCCUGGGUGUGAACACGUGCCUGGGUGUGAACACAUGCCUGGGUGUGAACACCUGCCUCGGUGUGAACACAUGCCUGGGUGUGAACACAUGCCUGGGUGUGAACACAUGUCUCGUUGUGAACACGUGCCUCGGUGUGAACACAUGCCUCGGUGUGAACACGUGCCUUAGUGUGAACACGUGCCUUAGUGUGAACACCUGCCUCGGUGAGAACAUCUGCCUCGGUGUGAAUACGUGCCUGGGUGUGAACACGUGCCUGGGUGUGAACACGUGCCUCGGUGUGAACACGUGCCUGGGUGUGAACCCGUGCCUCGAUGUGAACACGUGCCUGGGUGUGAACACAUGCCUGGGUGUGAACACGUGCCUCUGUGUGAACACGUUCCUGGGUGUGAACAUGUGCCUGGGUGUGAACAUGUGCCUUGGUGUGAACACAUGCCUCGGUGUGAACACGUGCCUCAGUGCGAACACCUGCCUGGCUGAGAACACGUGCCUCAGUAAGAACAUCUGCCUCGGUGUGAACACAUUCCUGGGUGUGAACAAAUGCCUCGGUGUGAACACAUGCCUCUGUGUGAACACGUGCCUGGGUGUGAACACGUGCCUGGGUGUGAACACGUGCCUUGGUGUGAACACGUGCCUGGGUGUGAACACGUGCCUGGCUGAGAACACGUGCCUCAGUAAGAACAUCUGCCUCGGUGUGAACACAUUCCUGGGUGUGAACCCAUACCUGGGUGUGAACAAAUGCCUCGGUGUGAACACAUGCCUCUGUGUGAACACGUUCCUGGGUGUGAACAUGUGCCUGGGUGUGAACAUGUGCCUUGGUGUGAACACAUGCCUCGGUGUGAACACGUGCCUCAGUGCGAACACCUGCCUGGCUGAGAACACGUGCCUCAGUAAGAACAUCUGCCUCGGUGUGAACACAUUCCUGGGUGUGAACAAAUGCCUCGGUGUGAACACAUGCCUCUGUGUGAACACGUGCCUGGGUGUGAACACGUGCCUUGGUGUGAACACGUGCCUGGGUGUGAACACGUGCCUGGCUGAGAACACGUGCCUCAGUAAGAACAUCUGCCUCGGUGUGAACACAUUCCUGGGUGUGAACCCAUACCUGGGUGUGAACAAAUGCCUCGGUGUGAACACAUGCCUCUGUGUGAACACGUGCCUCAGUGUGAACACGUGCCUGGGUGUGAACACGUGCCUGGGUGUGAACACAUGCCUUGGUGUGAACACGUGCCUGGGUGUGAACACGUGCCUGGGUGUGAACACGUGCCUGGGUGUGAACACGUGCCCCUGGGUGUGA
Knipowitschia caucasica is the source of this 2778-nucleotide messenger RNA. NCBI's taxonomy places the organism in Eukaryota, Metazoa, Chordata, Actinopteri, Gobiiformes, Gobiidae. The record is from the annotation of a GenBank genome assembly.